Messenger RNA from Triplophysa dalaica, 4475 nucleotides. Its product is annotated as cytochrome P450 2J4-like. Bases 1324 to 2637 code for a protein of 437 amino acids. Gene Ontology annotation, biological process: xenobiotic metabolic process. The record is from RefSeq and is a predicted model, not a curated record. Gene Ontology annotation, molecular function: oxidoreductase activity, acting on paired donors, with incorporation or reduction of molecular oxygen, reduced flavin or flavoprotein as one donor, and incorporation of one atom of oxygen; iron ion binding; heme binding. The transcript is spliced from 11 exons. Gene Ontology annotation, cellular component: intracellular membrane-bounded organelle; cytoplasm. Lineage: Eukaryota; Metazoa; Chordata; Actinopteri; Cypriniformes; Nemacheilidae.
UAACGUUGCAGAAUUCAAAUGAGACCUCCGAAUGCGUAGCCUUCCGAAACGAGACUCAGUCAUAGGUAGAGUAGAUAAUUAGGUUGUGGGUUAGGGUACAAGUUUCAUAAGACUAGACACAGCAAUAAUGUAUCCAAGUUUAAAAAGCCACGCCCAUAAAUCUGACUCGGAGCUUUGUUUUUCUUCAAUGGUGUGCAUCUUUCCUGAAAUACACCAUUCCUGAAUUACACCAAGCUUGAGACUUGGAUUCACCUUCUACUGUUGUAAGAAGCAAAAUUUGCGCUAAUGGCGGACCACACAUACUCCGCACAAGAGCCGUUAGAGCGUCAAUCUGUUCGUUCAAAAAAGAGAAAAUACGACGCAGCAAGGAGAAGUAGAGACAAAAAACGUCAGAAAACCCGAAUAAACAUCGGCAUGGCUUUUCCCAAAUGGAGGGCACUGAAGCAGGAAAAGGGUUUGCUAAGCGACGCCGAAGUUGCAAGCUUUCUGCUGGACCGGUAAGUUUGUCUAAUUUCCGCUAUAUAAGUGAAGUGUUUGUUUGAUAGCUUUAGCUAAUAGAUGAGCAUGAGCAUCAAGUGAGUUUUUCUUGUUUUUAGCACUUUGUUAUUGUACUAUAAUUCCUUUUUGCAUGGCCGUGUGCAAAUCAAGUUAGAAAUCAUUUUUACAAUCAUAAUUUGCAUACAUCGGGUGUAAACUAUAUUAUAAUACUGCUUAGCUUCUGUGCAUACAAAUGUGUAAUUUAAUAAUUGAUAGGAUAAAAUCCAAACUUCCACGUUGCAUAGUUUAUCAGUAAUACAGUGUCAACGAAGAUUUGAGAAGAUACAAUUGAUCAAUUGGGGUGAUGCCUUACUUUAGCAUUAGCAAGCGGUUUAAAUAGGCUGUAUGUUACGAACCAAGUUACCGUGCCAAAAAAUGCUAUGCAAAAUAAGCGAAUACAUCACUGACACAAUGUUAUACAAGUAACAAUCAUUUUCACUAUAACGAUUAGAGUAAAUAAUGAAUUAAGUCAAUUUAAUUAAUUUGUUUUUCUUUGUAAAUAAACCUCGUCACUUGAUUUGCAAAGGUUACUCUCUGCUGUCUCAGACGACGACAUCUCUGUCCUGUGUCCGUAACUUCAGUGUGUUGUUCGCCUGUGAGAUGUAGAUUGCAAUUAUCAACACCACCGAUAGUGGCCGCUAUCAUUUAUUGAACCCUUUUGUCCUGUGACGGCAACCGUAGCUACUCUAAUAGAAGGGAGAGGAUGGUGGCGGAGCUUUAGGUUGCAAUUUCAAACUACGCCAAUAGUGGUCUCUGUUACUUACACAGUUCACCUUUAACGACCCAAUGGAGAUCUUUCCAAAGAUUGCCGAGCGAUAUGGAGGCGUGAGCACGCUGUACCUUGGAAGAAGACCCUGUAUACUGCUCACUGGAUAUGAGGCUUUCAAAGAGGCCUUUGUGGAACAGGCAGACGUGUUCACGGAACGGCCGUUCUUCCCUGUAAAUGACAGAAUCUGUAACGGGAAAGGUCUGAUCUUCUCUGGUGGCCACAUGUGGCACCAGCAAAGGCGCUUCGCUGUGGCGACGCUGAAAUAUUUUGGUGUGGGAAAGAAAACCCUGGAAAACUCAAUUCUGGAAGAGUGUCAGUUUGUUUGUGAGGCUCUGCUGGUUGAACGAGGUCUGCCGUUCAACCCUCAUGACCUGUUGAACUGUGCAGUGGGGAAUAUAAUAUGCAGUUUGGUUUUUGGCUACAAGUUUGAAUACGACGACCAACGUUUUUAUCAGCUGUUGAAGUACUCGGAUGACACCUUUAAACUGCCCAUCAAUAGAUUUGGUCGGCUGUAUAACGAGUUUCCAACCCUGAUGUCCUUUCUGCCGGGGCAACAUCAGACGACGUUUGCCAACCUUUCCAAGCUUAAGGUCUUUUUUCAGGAGGAAAUUCAAAAACACAGAGAAGACCGAAACCCAUCCAGUCCCAGAGAUUACAUUGACUGUUAUUUGGAUGAAAUUGAGAAGUCUAAGGACAGCGAAGCGGAGUUCACAGAAGAAAAUCUGAUCCACUGUUUGCUGGAUCUGUUUGGAGCGGGAACAGAAAGUACCGCUAAAUCACUCAGCUGGGGUUUGCUCUAUAUGGCCAAGUACCCAGAAGUGCAAGAGAAAGUUCAGGCAGAGAUCGAUCAUGUGAUCGGACAGACGCGUCAACCGCUGAUGGAGGAUCGGACGUACCUGCCGUACACUUACGCUGUGAUUCAUGAGGUUCAAAGGUUUGCAAACGUUCUUGCCUUCAUUCCGCCGAGAGUCGCCUGCAGAGACACAACAGUGGCCGGAUAUCUUAUUCCCAAGGGUGUGAUGGUUCUUCCAAUGCUGAAGCCUAUCCUAGAGGACAAGAAAGAGUACAGCGCUCCACACGAGUUCAACCCAACGCACUUCCUAGAUGAAAAUGGCAAAUUUCAGAAGAGAGAAAGAUUUAUUCCCUUCUCAAUAGGUAAGAGGAUGUGCUCAGGUGAGCAGCUGGCUCGUAUGGAGCUCUUUCUCCUCUUCGUCUCUUUGAUGCAGAAUUUUACCUUCCUGCCACCUGAGGGAGAAACUCUGAGUCUGAAAAGGACGGUGGCCAUCGCAUCUGCUCCUGAACCCUUCCGUAUACGUGCCAUACCUAGAUAAUGAACCUUACUUAAAGUGAUAGUAAACCCAAAAAUUAAAAUUCUUCUGCAGAACACAAAAGAAGAUGUUUUGAAGAAUGUUGGUAACCAGCACACAUUCACAUGCAUUGGUUUUGUUUCCCUACAGUAGAACUCAAUGGUUGCUGGCGCUGUUCUGUUACCAACUUUCUUCAACAUAUCAGUUUUGUGUUCUUUGGAAAAGAGAAAGUCAAACAGGUUUGAAAGGACUAGAGGGUGACAGAAUGAUGACAGCCUUUUUAUUUUUGGGUGAACUAUCCCUUUAAAAUAGAAUAAAUGACUUAACACAAUAGAUCCUUUUCAAGCAGUUUGUUUGACAAAGGGUCUGCCAAUCAUAACGCCGAUAUUAUGUUCCCCGUGACUGACUGCUAUUUUGUCCAACAAACAAACCAGUCCAACAAACCAUGCGUAGUAGAGCUUUGGGGCCAGUUGCACCAGCUGGUAGUACAACCAGCCGUAAAACUAGUCUGGACUUUAGUCCUGCGUAGAAUUUACACCGAUUGCACCACAAAGGCAUAGUUUACAUCAGAUACUAAACCUUACGUCUAGUCAGAGGAAGCCGCUUUUCCUCGAACCGACCGUCAUGGACCAGAAUGCAUUUGCAAGUGGAAUUCUGCUUUUACCUCUUUGGUGAUCUGACGUUUUUUGUCGUGGCGGUUUUUAAGAUGGUCUUUCUUUUUGUUUGUCCUUAGCAAGUGCCACUUGCACACAGUUAACAAGUGGAAAGUUAGGUUCCAGCUGUUCACCUGCCACCUGCCAUGUGUCUGCACAGUGUAUGUGAUGACGUAAGGUGUCUGCGUGAACAGGGUCUGCAGUGGGAUUCAAAAUACGUUGACUGAGAAUGUACACACUAUCUAUCAAUGCGGUUCUCCAAUAUAAUGAUUGGGCAACAUUAUUUUGGUCCUACAUCUUUCGCAGACCAUAUAUAAAUAUAAAAAUGUCCUCGGGGAUGCGCAUUGUCUAAAAUGAGCGUAGCUGAUCCUGGUCGUAGUUUUAGAUGGCGCAACAUGUUUAAAUAUUUAUCACACGUCUGGUCGUAGUUAAGUCAGACAUUGGACUAACCAACUUUUUAUGUCGAGCUGGUGCCAUCAGCCCCAGUUGAUUAAUAUGAAGAAAAAAAACGUUUUAUUUAUUUUAAUACUAUAUAUAUAUUUUUUUUUUCUGUGCUAAUAUUUUAUCGUUUAGAAUUGUGUGGAAAAAACACUGAAAAUAAAACUCAAACUUAUUGUAAUUGCAAUGUAUGUUGGAAUCUGGUUGGCUGAAUCCUGGGGAUCACGUUAGACACCUCAGCCAAUCAUAAAACAGCCUCUAGACUACUUUCCUGCUUUCCGUAGAAGGUUGCAGACUUUCCAUUUUUCUCAGUUUCUUUGGAAAUGUGGAUAUGACGCCAUUGACAGACGUGUCAAUACGUCCAAAAAAUUUACUUGUCAUUUGUUAAAAUGCUGAUUUUCUCACAAUUUACAAAUAGUUGGAAACAUUUGGGAUAUUGUAAGUACUCAACUGAACAAAAUAUAUAACAUCGGCCUAGUGGUUUUUGGAUAUUUUACUGCAAAAAUGUUACAUAUUGUACCUUUAAACUAAAUGCUUGAAUUGUUUGAAUCAGUUUUCUGCAUUAUCAUUACUUAAAUCUUGCAAAUAAUAAUGCAUGUCAAAUAGGGAAAGAAUUUGGUAACUGUAACUAAGAAACACAUUUUAGUGAAUGUAUGUGACUUAAGCAAUUGUUUCCCAACAUUUACCACACCGCAAAGAGAAAAAAGAGAGAGAAUCUACACAAUUUAUACUUUGCAAAAUCUUUAUUUGCUUUUUUUGUACACUGCCUAA